Messenger RNA from Miniopterus natalensis, 4458 nucleotides. Lineage: Eukaryota; Metazoa; Chordata; Mammalia; Chiroptera; Miniopteridae. The record is from RefSeq and is a predicted model, not a curated record.
AUGCCCCAGUCCUGGACCCCAAACAGCCGCACGUCCCCGACCUGGCCCUUCCCAGGAGCUCCCCCUGGGGAGGAAGUUUCGGGGAAGCGUCCGGGAGGCGGCGAGGCUCACGUCGCUGCCGGAGCUGCCGCGGUGCCAAGAGCAACCUACUGCUCCAAGUACAAAGACCCGGGCGCAGCGGGUACGCGCUGCUCCGUCAAAGCAGCGAGCGGCAGCGCAGCGCGGCUUCUAAUCCCCCGCGCGGGGAAAGUGCAAAGGCUGGACGGUGCCCGACACGUGUCAGUUGGCAAACACGAAUUGACGGGGCACAAGGUCGCUGUGAAGAUACUCAAUCGACAGAAGAUUCGCAGCCUCGAUGUGGUAGGAAAAAUCCGCAGAGAAAUUCAGAACCUCAAGCUUUUCCGCCAUCCUCACAUAAUUAAACUGUACCAGGUCAUCAGUACACCAUCUGAUAUUUUCAUGGUGAUGGAGUAUGUCUCAGGAGGAGAGCUAUUUGAUUAUAUCUGUAAAAAUGGAAGGCUGGAUGAAAAAGAAAGUCGACGUCUAUUCCAACAAAUCCUUUCUGGAGUGGAUUACUGUCACAGGCACAUGGUGGUCCACAGAGACCUGAAACCCGAGAACGUCCUGCUUGACGCACACAUGAAUGCCAAGAUAGCUGAUUUUGGUCUUUCAAACAUGAUGUCAGAUGGUGAAUUCCUAAGAACCAGUUGUGGCUCGCCCAACUAUGCUGCCCCAGAAGUGAUUUCAGGAAGACUGUAUGCAGGCCCAGAGGUAGACAUAUGGAGCAGUGGGGUUAUUCUCUAUGCCCUGUUAUGUGGAACGCUUCCAUUUGAUGAUGACCAUGUGCCAACCCUUUUUAAGAAGAUAUGCGAUGGAAUCUUUUAUACCCCUCAGUAUUUAAAUCCUUCUGUGAUUAGCCUAUUGAAACAUAUGCUGCAGGUGGAUCCCAUGAAGAGGGCCACAAUCAAAGAUAUCAGGGAACAUGAAUGGUUUAAACAGGAUCUUCCAAAAUAUCUCUUUCCUGAGGAUCCAUCAUAUAGUUCAACCAUGAUUGAUGACGAAGCCUUAAAAGAAGUGUGUGAAAAGUUUGAGUGCUCAGAAGAGGAGGUUCUCAGCUGCCUCUAUAACCGAAACCACCAGGACCCACUGGCAGUUGCCUACCACCUCAUAAUAGACAACAGGCGAAUAAUGAAUGAGGCGAAAGACUUUUACUUGGCCACAAGCCCCCCCGAUUCUUUCCUCGAUGAUCACCACUUGACUCGGCCCCACCCCGAGAGAGUGCCCUUCUUGGUUGCUGAAACACCAAGGGCACGCCAUACCCUCGAUGAAUUAAAUCCACAGAAAUCCAAACACCAGGGUGUAAGGAAAGCGAAAUGGCAUUUGGGAAUCAGAAGUCAAAGUCGACCAAAUGAUAUCAUGGCAGAAGUCUGUAGAGCAAUCAAACAACUGGAUUAUGAGUGGAAGGUUGUAAACCCGUAUUAUUUGCGUGUUCGAAGGAAGAAUCCUGUGACAAGUACGUACUCCAAAAUGAGUCUACAGUUAUACCAAGUGGAUAGUAGGACGUAUUUAUUGGAUUUCCGAAGUAUUGAUGAUGAAAUUACUGAAGCCAAAUCAGGGACUGCUACACCACAGAGAUCGGGAUCAGUUAGCAACUACCGAUCUUGCCAAAGGAGUGACUCAGAUGCUGAGGCCCAAGGAAAGUCCGCAGAAGCUUCUCUUACCUCAUCUGUGACCUCACUUGACUCUUCUCCUGUUGACUUAACUCCAAGACCUGGAAGUCACACAAUAGAAUUUUUUGAGAUGUGUGCGAAUCUAAUUAAAAUUCUUGCACAGUAAACCUAAAACUUUGCUUAUUUCUUUGAUAGCAAUAAGCAUGCAUAAUAAAUCAUAGCCAAAUGCUUCCAUUUAUAAUCAAGUUAUACAUAAUUAUAACUGAGGACUGGCCUUUUGGAAUGCAUUUUGCACAGGGAUUGGGACAUGAUUAAUAGUUAAAAGCCUAAUGUGCAAAAAUGAAUCAAGAUAAUUUUGUUCACUGUUCAGUGGGCAUAUAGCAUCAUAUAAUAUACACAAUGAAUUAUAGGUCUCAGGCUCACUUGAUUUUUGGCUAUUUUAUAUUUAGUGUACACAGGGCUUUGUAGAAUAUUAAUUUACCAUAAAGGCCUUCAUAUGUUAUUACAUGUUGUUACAUAUUUGCUUCAUAAAUUUAUUCAAUAAAUAUUUGCUUAGAAUCCUCAGAGAACUUUAUAGCUGGUUUUGUUUUCUGAGCUCCUUAACUUCUUAAGUAGCAAGUAUCUUCCAACAGUAGGUUCAGUCUGAAUGACUCUUCCAUAUCCCACACUCUAAUAGUCUAUAGAAUAUAGUAAGUCACAUCAAAGAUAGUAGACACAGGAAAAGUCUGGUUAAGUCCAAAAAACACACAGCACUAACAUAUUCAGAUAUUCUAGGCACUGGGCUUAAUUUUCACAAUCUGUCUCAUAUUCUGUACAUAAAUUGCUCUUUUUGUCACAAGAGCUGAAUUGCAUAUACUGUAAAUAAAUCUUGUUUUUGCCAAUCUCACCUGUUCCUCUGCUCCUCACAUCAGUCAGUAUUGAAUGUAUGCAAACACUUCUUGUCAUUUGAUCACCUGUCUUUUAAACUGAUUCAGUGCACAGAACAUCUCUUACAAACCAUUUUAAAUGUUCAGAUGUGACUUUUUCUCCCAAAUUUUAUUAUAAACAUUUAUACAUGUGUAUCUACCACUGGGAUUCAUCACUGGUUAACACGUUGCCGUAUUUGCUUUCUAUCUAAUUGUGUAUAUGGGUCAUAGUUAUAGGUAUACGUGCGUACACAUGUUCUUCCAUGCACCGCUUGGGUGUUGCAGACAUACUCAUCGCCCUCAACACUUCAGGCAUGUUCUAAAAAAUAUUUUUAAAAAUAAUAUUGUCCCCCCCAAACCAUAAUCCUGUUAUAAAAAUAAUUCCCUGAUGUCAUUUAAUCAUGUGUAUUUAGAUUUCUCCAGUUGUCCUCCAAAUUUCUUUUAUAGCUGGAUUAUUUCAAACCAGAUCCAAUUAAAGUUUACACAUUGUAUUCGGUAAUGGCUUCUUAAUCAGGUAUGACAUGAUUAUUUCAAUAAAAUGUGGAACAAAUUGGGUAGUUCCAAAUGGUCACAUUUACUUUGAAUUUGAAUUUUUUAAAAGCAAUAUGGGAACUGCCUAAAGAUGCUGAAUCUUCCUAAGAUUUCUGAUUGAUAGUCUUUUUCUUGCUCUUAGUAAUAAUGUUACAUAAUAGGUGUAAAUGAAGAUUUAAAGUCACCUCAGAUAAAAUUGGUAUCGUGUAUGCUAAUAAGAAAUAAAAAGGAUUACCCAUAAUUGCCUUAUACUAUUUUAACUUCAAGAAAUGGAUUUUUUCCUAUUAAUCAUUUUUCCAUUGCAACAGAGCUAUCUUUUUUUUUCUCUUUUAAGACUGUUAAUGUAGGAUUGUUUUAUUUUGUCUUUUUUUCCCAAAUACAGUGAGCACCUGUGUAAUCAGACAGUAAUGUUCUCAGAUGUCUGUAGUUACUGUAGUUGCAAAUUUGGCUCCAGUGCCCCUAGAAACAUGCACUGAAUUCAAAUGAAAAAGGCUUCUUUUUGUCCAGGGCUUGUUCUAUUCUAUUUAGAAUCUGAAAGCUAUAUAAAAUAAUAGGAGUUCCAUUUAAAUAUAAGUUCAAAACUGUGUUUUAACUUGUACGUGGCCCUCUGUUUUGAAGAUACUGAUUUUAUGUAGGCUCUCUAAAUGCAGCAUUGUUCCUGAUGUUAAGAACAGAAGACAAUUUUUAAAGUUACAAAUUUGUAUAUAGAACUAAGACAUUGUUGUAAUGUCUCUCUCUAAGCUGUUGUGGGGGGGGGGGCAAAAGGAGGGCCAAUUAAAUAGGACCUUCUAAAAAUUGUUAAUUUUGUAAACUUUGCUUCUUUUUAAGUUAUUGUGAUUCCUUUUUAGUUAUUGAGUUUUAUUUUGAAGAUAUUUAAGUGUUGCACUUGUACAAACAGUAUGAUAAAUGCACAGACUAUUGCAGUAAAUUCUUUUUUAAGCUGAGAUAUUUGAAAUGACAACUUUGGUUGAGUAUAUAAAGGUUGCAUCAGAUUUUUCACAAAUUUAUUGUAGUUUGCAAAUUCUUGCUAAUUGAAGAUGUAAAGGAAGUCAAUGCAAAUGAUUUUUAAUCUUUUUUUAUUAUCUUUUCAGCAAUUUAUAUUUUUUGUGAUUUUAUGCAACCACAUUUUUACUUUGUUUUGACAACUGAAAGAUGUAUAAGGUUUUUGCCAGAAAUGUACUAUAUACAUAGUUUUAAAUAUAACAGAUUUUACUGAUAUGUAAAAAAUUUUGCCAUUAAAAUAAAUGAUUUCUCACUGAGAGGAACUUUUCUACCAGGUUGGGGGAUAUGGGAGCUUAAUAUAUCAUAUCUAAUUUAAAAUAAUUUCACUGAAAUAAACUCCAUGGCUUUUA